AAGUAUCAAAACAAAUUUGUGAAUUUUGUGGAAUGCUGUCUCCAAGUGAUCCUUAUAUUUUUCGCCUUGGAAAUCGCCCAGAAAUGGGGGAUUCACCACAGAACAUGUCUGUGGUUGAUGUCUACGACUUAGCUUCAAAUAUAGGCAAAGAAUUCGAAGUAAUUAUUGAUACUUAUGGAGUAGAUGCAGUGACAAGUCUGAUGCCAAAAGUGAUCAGAGCUCUUGAGAACCUGGAAAUAUUGGCCAACGACAAUGAACGUGAAAACAAUGAAAUUUCAGAGUUGAAAUUCGCAGUUCAAAAGCUUGAGAGAGAAAAAGCUGCUAAGGCUGAGGACAGGAUGCGAUAUGAGGUGGAAUUAGAGCAGAUUGAGGAAACAUGGCGAGCCGAGUCAAAGGACUUGCUGACGAUGGUGGCGAAGUUACAGGAAGAGAACAGACGGUUAAACAGUGCUUUGAGCGAGUCAGAACAGACUGCAGCAAAAUAUGAAAGUAAAGAGGACGAGUUCAAAAUCAUGACGAAAUUAAAGGAAUCAGUUGAUCGCCAUCGAGAUCAGAUCAGAGCGCUAAAGAGAGAAAAUACACAGAAAAAUGUCGACAUUGAUGCACUAACAGCCCAAUUAGAGCGAAUAGCCAAAGUAAACGCUGAGAUCAGACGGAAACAAACUGUGACGGCCAAACAAGCGCGAGUACUUAUCACCGAGAAAGCAGACUUACAAACAGCGCUCCAGGACAAGGAGCAACAAAUUCAGAAAAUCAAAGAACAUUUGGACAAAGAGUGUGUUGAGUCACCAUCGUCAACCGCUCCAACUUCACCAGAGGCCGACUAUGAGAGGUUGGAAGAACGUCUGCACCACGAAGGGAAGAUGGUGAUUGACCUCAAGGAUCCUAACCGUCCACGAUUUACGCUCAAUGAACUCAGGGAGGUGCUACUGGAGAGGAACGAACUCAAGACAAAGCUUAUAGAAGUUGAAGAUGAGUUAUCAGUAUAUAAACCAAAAGAUGAAACGGAAUCACUUGAUCUGUUGACCCAGUUAGAAGGGGCGGGUACCCCCUCUAUUGGGCCGAUUGAGGAGGAAGAGGAGGACCCACCUGUUCAAGGACCAAUAAACAAGGAACCGUAUGAAAAGUUAUAUCCCGAUUUGGUCAGGCAGGAGGAAUCUGGGAUUAGGAAAUUUUUUAGGAACCUUUUUGGAAGUUCACCAAAAACCAAGAAAACCAAGUCACCAAUGAAUAAACCCCAGUCGGCUAGUCAGCCCAGCAGCAGACGCAGCUCAAAUGCAUCGAUAAUUUCAAGCUGUUCCGCUACCUCAGCAGCGGCGGGAUCGCCAUCGUUAUCGCCGAUGAUCAUCUGAAGGUUCUGGCAGGAAGUCGAGCUGUCCGAUGACGAUGAGAUGCUUGAUGUCCUGCCUGAUGAUGAGGUCAGGUUUGAUGUCAACAUUGCCCUCAUGUGGCCGGCGGAAAGCUGCAAUCUGUGAUGUUGCGAUGAGACUUGAUUUUUUUUCCAAUAUUGUGGGUUGUCUGGAACAAUCCUGUAUUAUUGGGUUCAGCAUUAUUUAUGUUCUCUUUUUGGCCUCCAAUGGCAUCUUUCAUGUAACAGUGUAAAGCCAUGAAAUGCAUCAUCAGCCUUUAUCUGCAUUGUGUCAUGAUGUCUUGAGACCAAUAUUUCAGCUAUCUUAUGUAACGACACACUGUAUCAGAACACUGGUCCACUCCAGUGGAAUGGUUGAGGCUCUUGCUGAAGUUUGUACCAACAUGCUGUCAUGACUUGCAACAAAUGGUUUGUUUGCGGGGAUCUUUGUAGGUGCCUUCAACUAGUCAGUAAUGGCAGCCACCUGCAAUCUUUAUCAAACCAACUUUUGGCUGCUUUUAUUGGCAGACAGGUGUUCUUUUAUAGCUCAUCGCAGUGAUAAUUGUCACAGGUCUGUGGUACGCUUUAUAGUCAAUCACGUAUUUGAAGUAUCUGACAAAAAUGUACAAAUUAUUAUUGUUUAAUUAUACAUUGUAUUGAACUGUAAAAAGAUUGAUUCUUAUGUUAGUCACCCCACAGUGCUAGUACAUGAUUCAAUGAUGACACCAAGACUGGUUUCUCAUUAUCUUUCUGAGCACAGGGGUCAAAUUUUACAUGUGUGAGACAAAACUGAGCAGAAUUCUAAUUUUUCAGUUAUUUUGCAGAGUUUUGUCUCGUGAAACAUGCCCCUAUGUACUAAAGGGCUAUUAGGUGGUUGAUGCUUAUAACAGGAUGUUAUGGGAUAGUCAACCAGAGAAGACAUGGUGAUUAUGUAUACAUUAUUGUUUUGUCCUUUUACUUAUUAUUUGUGCUAAUUGUCUUAUUCAACAAUGUUAAAGAUUUUUUUCACGCUGAGAAUUGAUAAUGCAAGUUUUCUCGAGCAAUAAUCAUGUAGUGUCGGAGUAAUAAUUGACCUAUACGCCACAAGUCUGAAGCAUGGGUUAGUUCAAAAGAGGGUGAGGGGGCAUCAUGUCAUGAAGAAGCAGGGAGAAAUCCCAGCGAAGAAGAAGUCAAAAUAUGUUGAUUUAGGUCUCUCUUUAUAACGUGUUCAUUUUAAAGAAUCAAAAAUUAUUUGUAGUUUUAUAUAUACGAGUAUUUAGAUUUUGUCAUUGUUUAUUCUUUUGUGAUAUUCAAGUUACAAAUGAGGAUGAUACAAUUCUUUUACCUUAGCUUUUACUGGUAGUUGGUCAGAUGGUUAGAGUUUUUAGGUUAAACUUUAUCUCUUAAGAACUGGUCGGCUAGAUUAUAUUUACCUAUUGACUGCUUGAUAUGCAUAUUAUGAUCUAAUAUAUGUUCUCUAAUUGGUUGACAUUUCUGUAACACAAAUCUUGUACCUCAGUGUAUUAUGUCAGUAUUGAAGUUAUCAAACUCCGCACUUUAGACAAAUUACCAAUUUGCUGCAUCAGGUAUUUUUGGAAAGCUCUUCACAAAUAUAAACAAAUUGGCUACCAGUGAUUUUUUGCUCACCGUAGGGGAGUCUAUACAACACCGCUGUGUCCGUCGUCCGUUGUCGUCAUCGUCUGUAUCCUGUUUAAAAAACAGUGGUACGUUUCUUAACCGCUAGAGCUAUGAACUUGAAACUUUGUACACAGGACCCCCAGGUCAGGCAAUAUCUUUACGGUGAGCACAAUGGCCCUUGGCCGUUUUAUUUAGAUCACUCUGUCAAAAAUAUGCAAUGAGUUUCUGAAAAACAACUGAAAUUGUCAUAUCCAUUCUAUUAGAAUUAAUAAGACAUUUUGUUUUGUACAUAUUACAUGUACUAAAAUUUGUAGUACAUUGUGGACAAUGGUUCACAAGCGAAGAUUCCACUGACUGUGUGUGGGUGGCAAUAAGUGCACAUCCUGGACCAAGAUAAAACCAGGUCCGCUUCUUUGGACAUGUGGAAAUUGACCACCCAUUAAAUUAACAAAAAAAAUGAUGAUCAAUGGACUUUUUAAUCUGUUCUGUAACAGAACAAGUGUUGUUAGUGAACCAUUCUCCACAGUGACUUAGGGUUGUGCUACAUUUUACCACCAAUACUAGCAAGAUUAAUCCAUAUUGUACAGUUUUUGUCAAUUGUGUUAGCAGUAAUGCAUAGGUAUUUUGUAGUCCAUCUCUUCAGAAAAAAAUCUGAAAAAGUGUUGUGUGACAUAUUUACACUCAUGGAUGAUUCAAAUACUGUGAACCUGGAAUUUGAAUAGAUUUUUGCUUCAUAACGAUAACUACCAUUGAUUAUUCCCGAUUCUCAACUGUUUGAAAUCAUUGAGAGUCGGAAAUAAGAAGAAUUGCAAUAAGGAUGCGGAAAUGUGGGGAAAAAUUUUUAAAAGUAAAAAAUGGUCUAUUCCUAAAUUCACAUUCCAUGACAAGAUCCAAAUGAAAGUGUAAUGCAUAGAGCUCUUGUAUCAGGAAAUAUUGUAAAAAUAUGAGAUCAUUUCGUGAUCGUGUAUUCGUGUAGCCUAUACAAGAUGGAUCAAUGAGAAUAAAAAUUAUGAUACAAUCA
Messenger RNA from Lineus longissimus, 3986 nucleotides. RefSeq names its product RILP-like protein 1. The transcript is spliced from 8 exons. Bases 33 to 1352 code for a protein of 439 amino acids. Gene Ontology annotation, molecular function: small GTPase binding; protein dimerization activity; dynein light intermediate chain binding. Gene Ontology annotation, cellular component: cytoplasm; ciliary basal body. The record is from RefSeq and is a predicted model, not a curated record. NCBI's taxonomy places the organism in Eukaryota, Metazoa, Nemertea, Pilidiophora, Heteronemertea, Lineidae. Gene Ontology annotation, biological process: cilium assembly.